This is a messenger RNA of Cryptomeria japonica (Japanese cedar), 2503 nucleotides long. RefSeq names its product protein DETOXIFICATION 40. NCBI's taxonomy places the organism in Eukaryota, Viridiplantae, Streptophyta, Pinopsida, Cupressales, Cupressaceae. The coding region runs from base 801 to 2342 and encodes 513 amino acids. The record is from RefSeq and is a predicted model, not a curated record. Gene Ontology annotation, biological process: xenobiotic detoxification by transmembrane export across the plasma membrane. Gene Ontology annotation, cellular component: membrane. Gene Ontology annotation, molecular function: antiporter activity; xenobiotic transmembrane transporter activity. The transcript has 9 exons.
AGAUUGACAGAAUUUUCAGUUCUGGAUAGUUUAUCUUUGUUUCUAUUGCUGCAGUGGCUAUUAUACUAUAUGUGGGUCUAUUUGUAUUAGGCUAACAAAGUAGUACACAAAUUAAAGUUUUACAAGUUGAAUUUGGAAAACGAACUCCAGCAAGAGUGAGGUAAAACAUUUACUUUUCAUUAUAUUAAUGGUAAAAUAGUGCAAUCUUAGACUUUUUGAACACAUAAUACUCUUCAGUAAAUCUAAUUGAAUCUUUAAGAUCACUAUAUCAACUCUCUUACACACUUCUAGAGAAACUUGCGAAAAGACAUUGGUGGAGAAUAAACCACAGUAAUGAUGCUACUUUCAGUCCUUCCACUAACAGGAAAAGGAAAAUUGAAUCUUUAAGAUCACUAUAUCAACUCUCUUACACACUUCUAGAGAAACUUGCGAAAGGACAUUGGUGGAGAAUAAACCACAGUAAUGAUGCUACUUUCAGUCCUUCCACUAACAGGAAAAGGAAAAGAUCCAUAGCGUGCAAAACUGAAUGAUUAUGUCCCAUAGUCGUCUAGAGCUAAAGUUAAAGACUGAUAAUCUGAUGAUGAAUCUAUUCAUCAUUGGAUAGCUACACUAUAUUAAAAAAUCCUAUUAAGAAAAUAUCAAUGCUCUGUUCCUUCACACCUUUCAAUAUGCAAUAUCCAUAUAACCACGUUGUAUCCAUAUUAUAUGCUGGUACAAUUAAUACACACUUUUAAGUCCUUUUUCCUGGCAUAGAUCUCAAGUCAAGGCUCUUCUCCUAACUCCCCCAAGAAGCAGAUAAGAUGGAGGAUGAAGUACAGAAGCCUUUGUUAGCUGUGGCUCCUGCUCCUAGUGUUACUAAUGCUCAUCUUGCAGAUGACAUUAACAGAUUGGAAUUGAUUUUAUCUAAUUCCAAUCAGUCAUGGGUAAAGAAGAUGGGAGAUGCAGUGCUAUUUGAAUGCAAGAAGCUAUGGCCCCUUGCUGCACCCACAGUAAUAGUUUACAUGAUAAACUAUACAAUGAGCAUGAACACACGGAUACUUUGUGGACAUUUGGGUAGCCUGCAACUUGCUGGAUGCUCUCUUGGAAAUACAGGGAUCCAAACUUUCGCUUACGGUCUCAUGUUGGGCAUGGGCAGCGCUGUAGAAACUCUGUGUGGGCAAGCUUACGGAGCAAAAAAAUAUGAAAUGCUGGGAAUAUAUCUGCAAAGAUCCACAGUCCUACUCAUGGCAACCGCCAUUCCUCUGACAGUAAUCUACAUAUUUUCGAAGCCAUUACUGCUGCUUUUGGGCGAAUCUGAGAAAAUAUCAGCGGCAGCCGCAAUAUUUGUAUAUGGUCUAAUACCGCAAAUCUACGCGUAUGCUGCUAAUUUUCCGAUCCAGAAGUUUAUGCAGGCACAGAGCAUUGUGGCGCCCAGCGCUUACAUUUCCUUCUGCACAAUCUUUGUCCACGUGUUUUUGAGUUGGCUGGUUAUUUACAAGCUUGGCUGGGGAAUUUUCGGGGCUGCGUUUAUUUUGAGCGUAUCUUGGUGGAUUGUUGUUAUAGCGCAGUAUGUUUAUAUAAUGAAAAGUCCGAGGUGUAAGAAAACAUGGACUGGUUUUUCUCUUCAGGCCUUCACUGGAUUGUCGUCGUUCGUCAAGCUUUCUGUCGCUUCUGCCGUCAUGUUGUGUUUGGAAACAUGGUACUUCCAGAUACUUGUGCUCAUAGCUGGCCUCUUGAAAGAUGCAGAAAUUGCAUUGGACUCAUUGGCUAUAUGCAUGUCAAUUUUGGGCUGGGUAUACAUGGUCUCUGUUGGAUUUAAUGCUGCUGCCAGUGUUAGAGUAGGGAAUGAGCUUGGUGCUGGGAACCCAAGAGCAGCAGCAUUUUCAGUGGUAAUGGUGAACAUGGUCUCCUUCUUGAUAUCAUUGAUGUUUGCCAUUGCUGUUAUUAUUCUACGAAAUGUGAUGAGCUAUGCCUUCACUGAAGGGAAGGAAGUAGCAGAUGCUGUAUCAGAACUUGCCCCAUUUCUUGCUGUAUCUAUUGUCCUCAAUGGUGUACAACCAGUACUUUCAGGUGUGGCUGUUGGUUGUGGAUGGCAAGCUCUUGUGGCUUAUAUAAAUGUGGGUUGCUACUAUAUCAUUGGUGUUCCUGUGGGAUGUGUGCUAGGUUUCAAAUUUGAUCUUGGAGUGAAGGGAAUUUGGUCAGGAAUGUUAGGUGGAACAACCUUACAAACUAUAAUUUUAUUAGUGAUCACUUUUAGAACAAAUUGGACCAAAGAGGUGGAAAAAGCUUCUCAACGCUUGUCUGUUUGGGAUGCUAAACCUGAAGAUAUGAAUCAAGAACAUACAACAAAUGAUAAGGCUUAAGGAAGACAUUUUGCUUUAUGAUAUACGAGUUUUGAUAGGCCCCUUUUAUAAGGAGGAAGAGAAUAUGCUCGAAUGUCUUGUAUUAUGUAUUACAACAUUAAUAUGGAUGCUUUUUUUAUGAUAGCUUGAGGCGAUUUUGGGUGAUCAAUAUUUUAAGAUUA